This is a messenger RNA of Mytilus trossulus (common blue mussel), 7615 nucleotides long. Its product is annotated as mucin-2-like. Bases 151 to 7113 code for a protein of 2320 amino acids. NCBI's taxonomy places the organism in Eukaryota, Metazoa, Mollusca, Bivalvia, Mytilida, Mytilidae. Gene Ontology annotation, cellular component: extracellular region. The transcript is spliced from 9 exons. The record is from RefSeq and is a predicted model, not a curated record. Gene Ontology annotation, molecular function: chitin binding.
CACAAGUUUUGUGUUUGUCUGUUUACAUAAGGUCAUCAUUCCAGGGUACGAUUUGUCAAUUACUUAGUGACAUAGUCUUCUUUUCCAACGGCUCAAUACAGAUAGCAGGUCACAUUCGUGGAUGUAAAGCAAAUCAAACUGGACAUCACUAUGAUUGUGAUUCCUGUUCUUCUGCUGGUGUCGUUCAGUACCAAAACAUCUGGUCAAGGUGAAGGUCUAGUUCAAGGUGAAGGUCAAGUUCAAGGAAAAUCAUGGGACACUCUUACAAAUGACAUUAACCCGGUAACUGGAUGGGCAGAGCCACAGCCUACACCUACUGCCGACCCUAACACGUCGACCCCAGGAAGUACUGUUAGCUCUCAAUCACAGACAGAACCUACACAAAGACGGAAACAACACAAUAUGAGAGAAUCAGGGUUUAGCGCCAGUGAGAAGCAACCAUCUCUUUCUUUAGGCAAGAUGGACACUGGAACAUUCCAUUAUAAAGAAACUGAAACCAAUACGGACAAAGCGACAAAUUCAAAGAUAGAACAGUCUGCCAACGAAAUACCAGCUGUUCCUGUGCCGUAUACACCCGUAAAUAUGGAUGUACUAGAUAGUAAUCCAAAAGUUCUUAAUGCUCCAGUAGUUAUACCUGAAACUCAAAUAAUUGAACUGAAUCAUAACUCACCCCAUGCUAUAAAAGACAACCAGUCUCGGUUAUCAAAACAAACUGGUUUAUCUACUGGUAUCAAAAUACCGAUGUCACACUUCCGUAGAGCAAGUUCAGGGUCAAGGGUUGAUUCCAAUAUAAAUACUGAUAAUAAUUAUAUUAUUAUGGAACCUGUUCCAAGAGAAAAUAUUGUAGCUGCUCAGGAUAACACUUAUUCUUUGAAAUUUUUGGGUGAUAAGGAACAAAAGACAACAGACGAAAAGGUCACCAGCAAAUCCGAACUGGUUGAUGUACGUCCAGAAUAUCUCGUUGAUGUCAAAAGAAUUAACAAUGAAGUUCCACCAAUUCCUUUGACGACCACAGAAUCUGUACAGACACCAACAAUUCAAACCAACCCUCAAGUGGUUGGUAUUCCUAUAGAUGGUACAAUUAAAACAGAGGUAGGCAUUCCAGCAACAUCAAAUACAGAACAAUCAGAUAAGUCUUUUAUCAGUCAAGCUGUAGACUCAAAAGCAUUUGAACCAUUAAAAGGAACAGCACUUGAGGAACCCGUAACAGAAAUGUUAUUUGCGACAAACAUUGCAAAACAUUCGGGGACUUUAACAGAUUCAUCCAUUGUCGAUUCUAACAAGCCUUCGAGGUCAGAUAAUGAACAGAAUAUACCCAAAGAUGUACCUGCAUUCACUAAUGAAUUAGCUACGACUGAAAUGCAAACAAAUCCGAUCGAAGGAAAUAAUGUUGAAAAUAAGGUUUUGACAGAAUUAAUAGCCACUGGUAGUGAAACAGAAAGAACAACUACCGGAACCGUUUCGAAAAAUAAUGAAAUCACAAAGGCAACGGGCAGUGUAAAUUCGGGAACCUCUGAAAUGAACAACCAAACAUACAUUGAUUUCCCUAUUGAGGGACCUAUCAAGGAUACACAAUUAGCAAAUGACGUUAAUGAAUCAUCUAAAACCCCUGAAACCUACAUUGCCGCUCCAUUUGGAACUAACAAAGAGCCAGUGGUCAAAGACUUGAUAGAUCAAUCUAAAACCUUCGAAACAAUCAGUGCACCUCGAUCAAGUGGAACUGUUUUAGAAGAAUCAAAUAAAGAUACAACAUUGGACAAAGGCGUGAUUGAUCAAUCUAUAACCUCUGAAAAAAUCAGUGUACCUGAAAUAAGCGGACCUGUUGUACAAGAACCGAAUAAAGAUACGACAAUAGUAAGUGACGUGAUAGAACAAACAAUCAGUGAACAACAGUUAACUGAUAAGGCGGUUGGAGGAGCUCCGAUCGCGCCUGGUGGAUUAUCUAUUCCAAUGCCACUUGAAGACUUGCCAGCAAAUGCUGUACAAAGUAUUACCAGAGAAGGAGCAAUAGAGGAAAACCCUUCUUUAAAUGAUCACAUACCAGUGAAUGAAGGGGCCAGUUUGAAUGAGAAUGUACCUACAGCUAUUCCUCAUAGUAAUGUAGUAACAAACACUGAAGCAGUAUUUGAUACCAAUGCAGCAACAAACACAGAAGCAGUAUUAGAUAACAAAGCAGCAACAAACACUGAAGAAGAUUUGGAUAGCAAGACAUCACCAAACACUGAAGUAGUUUUGGAUAAAAACGCAGGAUCAAACACGGAAACAGUUUUAGAUAGCAAGACAUCACCAAACACUGAAGUAGUUUUGGACAAAAAAGCAGCAACAAACACGGAAACAGUUUUAGAUAGCAAGACAUCACCAAACACUGAAGUAGUUUUGGAUAAAAACGCAGGAACAAACACGGAAACAGUUUUAGAUAGCAAGACAUCACCAAACACUGAAGUAGUUUUGGAUAAAAACGCAGGAACAAACACGGAAACAGUUUUAGAUAGCAAGACAUCACCAAACACUGAAGUAGUUUUAAAUAACAAUGCAGCAACAAACAUUGAAGUUUUAGAUAGCAAGACAUCACCAAACACUGAAACUGUUUUGGAUAGCAAUACAGCAUCAAACACUGGAUCAAUUUUAGAUAGUACGGCAGCAGUAAAUAACGAAGCGGUUUUAGAUAGUAAGACAGCAGUAAACAAUGAAGCAGUUUUAGAUCGUAAGACAGCAGUAAACACUGAAACAAUUCUGGAUAAUACAGCAGCAGCAAACAACGAAGCAGUUUUGAAUAACACGGCAGCAGAAAAUAACAAAGCAGUGUUAGAUGGCAAGACAGCAGUUAACAAUGAAGCAGUUUUGGAUAGUUAUACAGCAACAGACACUGGAGCAGUAUUAGAUAGCAUGUCAACAGCAAAUACCGGCGCAGUUUUAGAUAGCAUGACAGCACCAAAAACUGAAUUAGGUUUGGAAAGCAAGACGAUACCAAAUACUGAAGCAGUUGUCGAUAACACAGCAGUCACAAACACUGAAGCACUUUUGGAUAGCAAUGCAGCCACAAACGCUGAAGCAGUUUUUGAUAGCAUGGCACUAACACACACUGGAGAAGUUUUAGUGGGCAAGACAGCAACUACUGAUGCAGGUUUAGAUAGCAAGGCAACAACAAACACUGAAUCAGUUGUGGAUGGCAAUACAGCAACAAAGACUGAAGCAGUUUUGGUUAUCAAUCCAGUAACAAACACCGAAACAAUUUUGGAUAGCAAUGUUGCAGAAAAGACUGAAGCAGUUGUAGAUAGCAAAACUGCAACAAACGCUGAUGCAGUUUUUGAUAGCAAUGCAGCAACAAACAACGAAACAGUUUUGGAUAGCAUUGUGGCAACAAAACCUGAAGCAGUUGUGGAUAGCAAAGCUGCAACAAACGCUGAUGCAGUUUUUGAUAGCAAUGCAGCAACAAACACCGAAACAGUUUUGGAUAGCAUUGUGGCAACAAAACCUGAAGCAGUUGUGGAUAGCAAAGCUGCAACAAACGCUGAUGCAGUUUUUGAUAGCAAUGCAGCAACAAACACCGAAACAGUUUUGGAUAGCAUUGUGGCAACAAAACCUGAAGCAGUUGUGGAUAGCAAGUCUAUUUCAAUCGAUCAGGCACAAACAUUGGAUGCAACAGUACCUGAAGGUACAAUUACAAAGUCUCAAAAUGUUGAGGCUAUUGUUAUUCCAGCGACCUUAUAUGAAGACAACUUACUCAAAAGCGAACAGGUAGCAGCUUCUGGCGUUAUACAUACAAAUUCCUUGGAUAAAUCGGAUACUUCAUCUGUAAGUAAUUUGGGUCAAUCUCUUGAAUCUAAAACUGUAGAUUCACAACAAUCUGAUCUGCUUGGAGGUACUAAAGAAAAUCUACAAAAUACCCUUGCUGUCUCGCAAGUUACUGAGGAGGCAUUCACAGACAAGUCAAGCCAACCUAAAAGUCAUCAAACAAAAUCUGUUCAGACUUCAGAUCAACUCGUAGGUAAAGAGGGAGUGGUUGUAUAUAUGCCCAGUCAAUCCGAAACUGCUACUGAAACAGGUUUGGAUCAGCCAGACACAUCUGUAUUAAUCAAAGAGGUACCUGUGGUACAAUAUAAAGCAACUGAUACGGUGUCAGAAACUUCUACAUUAACUGACGGCAUUAUACCGGUCACAGCGGAAAAGGACAUUUCGGAAAAAUCCUUCACCCAAACUACAAAUCUUGAAUCGACAAUCCCAAUGGAAACUGAAGGUCAACAGACAAUGUCUGAGCAGUCAACCAGCUUUAAAAUAGGCGACGAACAGUUACUAUCUAACAACAAACCUCUAGUGGAAGGAUCUCCAUCAAUUGAUCAUACCGUGAUAUCUAAAGAUGUCGAUGGGGUCGUUAUUAAAGAGUUGUCUCCAGAAACAGUUAAUGUCGAUUUAGUGUUUUCCGCCACACCAGAUAAAGUAGAUAUCAUACCAGCAGCUGAUGAGACAACAACAGUUAAGAAGAUUGAUGAAACUCCACAGUAUGAGAUAAAAGGUAUUACAAAUACAGAAAAGUAUGACCUGCCACUCGAAACAUCAAAACAUACAGACGCUACUAAACCUAUGAUAACGACUACCUUAUCACCAUCUAUUGCUAGUGAAUCGUUAACUUUGGAUGAACAAAAUAUAAAAACUGAAUCAACUAAUAUAACAGACACUAUCUUACCUGAAAUAAAAACUACCGUAUCACCAUUCAUUGGUAGUGAAUCACCAUCAGUACCAAUAAUUGAUGAACAAAAUAUAAAUACUGAAUCAACUAAAAUAGCAGACACGACUGUACCUGUUAUUAAAAUUACCGUAUCACCAUUCAUUGGUAGUGAAUCACCAUCAGUACCAGUAAUUGAUGAACAAAAUAUAAAUACUGAAUCAGAAAAAAUAGCAGACACUACUGUACCUGAUAUAAAAACUACCGUAUCACCAUUAAUUGGUAGUGAAUCACCAUCUGUACCAGUAAUUGAUGAACAAAAUAUAAACACCGAAUCAGCUAAAAUAGUAGACACUACUGUACCUGAUAUAAACACUACCGUAUCACCAUUCAUUGGUAGUGAAUCACCAUCUGUACCAAUAAUUGAUGAACAAAAUAUAAACACCGAAUCAGCUAAAAUAGCAGACACUACUGUAUCUGAUAUAAAAACUACCGUAUCACCAUUCAUUGGUAGUGAAUCACCAUCAGUACCAAUAAUUGAUGAACAAAAUACAAAUACUGAAUCGGCUAAAAUAGCAGACACUACUGUACCUGAUAUAAACACUACAGUAUCACCAUUCAUUGGUAGUGAAUCACAAUCUGUACCAGUAAUUGAUGAACAAAAUAUUAACACCGAAUCAGCUAAAAUAGCACCAGCAAGUAGAUUAGUUGAGCAGAAACAGGAAGUUGUUGAUUCAACGGCUACUGAACCAAUACAAAUCAACACAGUACUACAAACUGAAGGAACUGAGAAAGCAAGUAUUGAACCUGUCUAUACAACAAUCGAAAACCCCGAUUUACUUGUAAAAAACAAUAUGCAAGGUAAAGCAACCGAACAACAAAUGACAAUUAAAGAUCCGGAAGUAGUUGUUACAGAAAUAAAACAGACCGAAAAACAAACACUUGAACCACGUGACAAACCAACAAUUGAAGAAACACAAAAAACUGCAUUACCAGAAACAUACGUCACUGAUACAGGACCCGAAAAACCUCAACUGAAGCGAAGACUUGAAACAACCGACGUCAGAGUGACCGGGUUAAAACCUGAAAAAACAUCAAGAGUAGCAACGAGGACAAUGGAAACAACGAACGAACUCUCAAGGGAUUUAUAUGACAGAAGUAUGCAGAUUCAUCAAAGACAACAGCAGAUGAGCAAUAAAUUUGACAUGUCCAGAGGGGCUGAAAAUACACAACAAGACAGAAAACAUAAUCUAGUGGGAGAAUAUGAACCAGAAUUCAGUUCUCCAGCUUUAGAAACAUUGUGUGGCAAUAGUAUGUUUAUUGACGGAAUUGGUUAUGCUGAGUAUCCUGGGUAUUGCGAUAAAUUAGUUCAAUGUUUCCAUUCCGAUGGAAAAGUUGUUGCGGUGCAAAGAGAAUGUCCCUACGGAUAUUUCUGGCAUCAGGACCAAGUACUUUGUCGACCACCUGCAGAGGUUCCUUGUUAUGAUGAUCCAUGUUUGGAUAUAGAUAUGGUACAAUACAACAGAACAGGUGGAUGUCGUUCUUACUAUCGUUGUGACUACGGAAUAUCUGUUCCUAUGUGUUGCGAGAAAGGCUACCGUUAUAACAACUAUGGGUGUGUACCGGACCCAACAUGCCGGGACAACUGUUUGACCCCUUAUGAUAUUGAAAAUAGAAUGCGAUUUCAAGCAUGUAAAUUCUUACCUGAUGAAUACAAUCCACACGGUUAUCUAACUUUGGAAUAUAAUGGAUUAAGAAUUCGAGCUUGUCCAGAAGGAACUGUAUUCAGUGCAAGACAGUGUGGAUGUAGAAGAGGAUCAGGACCGAUGCGUAGUGGUAGACGUAGAAUGAGAGUUUCUUAUUCAGAAUGUCAGCCAGAUUUCUAUAUGAAUUUCAACUACGGAUUCAAGGAGUUGUCAGGUUCCAAUAUGGCGUUCGAUGUACACAAUGUUGUUAUCAAUGAUGGAGCUGCACAAUUCAAUGGAAAUGGGCGCAUAACUCUGUGGGGAUUUAUGAAUAAAGAACUUGGAACGAAAUUGGCCAUUCGAUUACGAUUCAAACCGGAUCCAAAAGCAACAGAAAAGGGAAAUUUGAUUUCGAACUGUGGCAUGACGGGAACUGCAACAGUUGCAAUAGGAUUAGAAAAUCAUAAAGUGAAAUUAGUAGCCAAAAGUAACAGUUUUAGUAGAAGAACAUUUAUCACAAGUCAUUUCGAUCCAUACUCUUGGAAUGACUUAACAUAUGUGUAUGAUGGUAACAGUUUCGUUGCGUCAAUAGAUGGUUAUAGAUCUAGAAAGCCGUUGGGAGGUAUGCUAGAAACAAGAUCAAAUGCUAUUGUAAUAGGUGGUUGUCCUAAACCUGGUUCAGGAUACACAGGUUUAAUAGAUAGUAUUGAAGUAUUUAGUGGUUGUAUUCCAAGACAUAUUUACAAACCUCGUAAACAACGGUGAAAUCCUUAAAACAUUUUUAACGGAGCUGGUUCUUUGUUAAUUUAUGUGAUAGAAUAACAGUCUUAGGACCAACAGUUGAGCAGUUUUACGUAGAAUGACAUUUGAUUGAAUUUCAUAUGACAAGAACGAGUGAAUUUGGAUUUUCUUGUUUUCUGAAUUUAAGAGAUUUUAACAACCACUUAUUUCUGAGAAAAAAAUGUCCCAUUCAGAAUUAAGUUUUGCAUUUUCGCGAGUAGUAAUAGUCUGCAGGUAGAUUAUCGUAUUAUCAUAUAUGCACCUUUCGAUAUUUUAUAUUAAUCACAUCACUAUAUAUGUCCACGGAAACUCUGUUUGGUGUAUGCCCAUCAAACAUUUUACCCGGUAUACUACAUAUAUCCGAAAGACCGCACAUUAUAUCGUGAACAAGCAAUUUUUUUUAUAUUGUUAUUUUAUAAUAUAUUGUUGUUACUUCAUUUCUCAUUUUUUAUCAUUUUUAUGCAAAUAAAACAGUAUUACAUGCCUA